Messenger RNA from Plutella xylostella (diamondback moth), 1368 nucleotides. RefSeq lists its product as uncharacterized. Gene Ontology annotation, molecular function: protein binding. Gene Ontology annotation, biological process: regulation of transcription by RNA polymerase II. Lineage: Eukaryota; Metazoa; Arthropoda; Insecta; Lepidoptera; Plutellidae. Gene Ontology annotation, cellular component: nucleus. The record is from RefSeq and is a predicted model, not a curated record.
UCAGUCACCAAUCAGAGCUGACUAUUUUUAGCACAUAGCUGCGUCUGUUGACACAAAUAUUUAAUUAACGUUUACGUUUCUAAACGCAUUUUCACGCGUGAACGUUCUAAAUUUCAAAACGCAUCGAGGCGCGUGCAUUGUUUAAAAAGACAAUCGAUUAAUUUUGCCGCGAAAUCUUGUUUUGGGUGCGUUUUCGAUACGAUGCGUCAUUGAAUGUCAUUGGUGUUAUAAAUACAAUGAGCUCGCUUCCAGAAAUAGGUGCCACAGGUUCUCCAGGCAAGACGAAAAUAAAGUACCCUGGAUUCGACGGGUUAACAAUGAGUAUUAUUGUCAGUGCGUACUCGAUUGGACAACGUGGGUGAAUCUUUGCUUUGUUUUUUUUCUUUUUGAAAUAAUGGAUGAUGAUCAAGUGCAACAGUUUAACUUGCGAUGGCACAACCACCAGAACAGCGUCAUUGGCGCACUCAGUCAGAUGUGGAAUACAGGAGCGCUGACUGACGUGACUCUCAGUGCUAAUGGCACCAUCCUGAAGGCACACAAGCUGGUGCUGGCGUCUUGCAGCCAGUACUUCGCACAACUGUUCAAGGAGGUGGACCAUGACAGCACGCUAGUCGUAGUCCUCGACUGCGGCGCCUCCUCGCUGCGGCUGCUGCUGUCGUUCAUGUACAGCGGGCAGGUGACGGCGUCGCGCGCCGCGCUGCCGCCGCUGCUGGCGCUGGCCGCCGCGCUGCAGGUCGCCGGCUUCACUGACGCUAGUCCAACCUUCCUACCAGCGGAACCAGAAACAAAAGAAGACCCAAAGCCAGAACCAAUCUCACCAAUCAACUUACAAAACAAACCCGAAACGAACGAUAACUCAAACUCUUUAGACAACAAUAGCAACUACAGAUUCAACUUUGACGACUUACCAGGCAAUACUGAGAGGCAGACCGAGUACAGACAUGAGGAGAGAUUGAGCAAACUUGAUCAGAUUGUCCAGAAUUUGUACAGUACGCACCGGAUUGAAGGACCCACGUUGCCGGUUUUGCCUCCCGUGCCUACCACUCCGCCUGUUUCCAGCUCUUUUGACGAAACCCCAGAAACCCGCAAAUGGCGAUCGCGCGUCACCUGCCCAGUCUGCCACAAGCGCCUAAGCAACCAGUACAACUUGCGCGUGCACAUGGACACGCACGCGGGCGCGCUGCACGCGUGCCGCGCGUGCGACCACGUGUCGCGCUCGCGGGACGCGCUGCGCAAGCACCGCGCCUACCGACACCCGCCCAGACCCAGCCAGUAGAGGGGUUCUAUCAGUGACCGAGUUACACCACCAAUGCCAUCGCCAUCGCUCUAGGGUGGGAUUUUAUCAGUGACCGACGUCAUAGGGUGAGG